AUGCCCUUGGUCAAGAGCGUCGAGCUCCUCGUCGACUUCCUCCGCAACGGCCACGGCCGCACCACGUUGUUGACCGGCGCCGGCAUCAGCGUCGACAGCGGCAUCAGGGCAUAUCGCGGCCCAGGCGGCUCUUACACGAUCCGCAAGCAUCGCCCAAUCUUCUACGGCGAGUUCAUCAACGACGAGAAGAUGCGGCAGCGGUACUGGGCCCGCUCGUACCUCGGCUAUCCUCCAGUGCGACGAGCAGAGAGCAACCCGACGCACUACGCCAUGGCUGCGCUACAGAAAAUGGGCUACAUCUCGACCCUCAUUACGCAAAACGUCGACGGUCUGCAUCAUCGUGCUUACGCCGAGGACCUGUCGGCCUACCUCGCGCCGGCGCCCAUCAAGCCCAAGGAAACGCCCGACGCGCCGCUCCCGACCCUCGACCCGUCCAUCCUCGAGCUGCACGGCACGCUCCGCCACGCGCACUGCCUCUCGUGCCACACGCCGACCGGCCGCGACGCGUUCCAGGACCGCCUGAGCGAGCUCAACCCGGCGUGGCACGAGUUUCAGCGCGAGGUCGAGAGCGGCACGAGGGAGCACAAGCUCAACCCGGACGGCGACAUCGAGCUCGGGCAGGGCGUCGACUAUGCCGACUUCAAGGUGCCGGCGUGCGGCGAGUGUGGCGGGCCCAUGAAGCCGCGCGUGAUCUUCUUCGGCGAGUCGCUCGAGCCUCUCACUCGCCGCCUCUCGGAGCACCUCGUCUCGACCUCGUCGCAGCUCCUCGUCGCCGGCUCGUCGCUCGCCACCUUUUCCGCCUUCCGCCUCGUGCGCCAAGCCAAGGAGCAAGGCUCGCCCGUCGGCCUCAUCAACAUCGGCGAGAGCAGGGGGGACCCGCUCGUCGACUGGCGCGUCGGCUGGGAGGGCGGCGCCGGUGACGUGUUCCCGCUCGUCGUGCGCGAGCUCUUGCGCGACGAGAAGCAGCCACAGGUCAAGGCCGAGGUCGAGCGCAUGUUGACGCUCGGCACGGUCAAGAAGGUGUUGCCGGGACCGCCGACGGGCUGA
Messenger RNA from Rhodotorula graminis WP1, 1047 nucleotides. RefSeq lists its product as uncharacterized. The coding region runs from base 1 to 1047 and encodes 348 amino acids. Lineage: Eukaryota; Fungi; Basidiomycota; Microbotryomycetes; Sporidiobolales; Sporidiobolaceae. Gene Ontology annotation, molecular function: NAD+ binding. The transcript is spliced from 5 exons. The record is from RefSeq and is a predicted model, not a curated record.